GCUGAUUGAGUGACUAAACUAUCUAAAGAAAGAGAGAGCGAGAGAGAAACGAGUACUGAUAAGACGAGCAUCGCUGCUCGCCGCUCUCCCUGGAUGAUAGUUGAUUUUGAACGACUUGGCUAAUUUUGUGUAGUGUGCGACAUGUCUGACAAUCUGACGAAGGAGCAGCCAGCAAAUCUGACCAAAUAUCCCAUGUCACAAACACCACUGAUCACCUACGACAUGGUCAACAAACUGCAGUGCGUGCUUAGUCCCAGUGCCAAUGUAAUUCAGGUGCCGAUUUCCGUUGGCGAUGCUGAACCAAAAGCGAAAUGGGAUUCACCAUGCUUGAUGAUGAUCUUCGAUGGCGGCGAUUUGAAUUCUGCCAUGCAUCAUCUGCUUGCCUCACUGCGCAAUCCAUUUGCCCCAAAUGCCGUUGCCACUCUGCUCAUACAGGAGAAUGUGCGUGGGCCGUUUCUGGAGCAGCUGGUAGAGCAGAUGACUCAGGUGGAUCCCUCGGUGCAUCAGCAUCCCAACUAUUUGCGAACGUUGCGCAAACUGCAGCAGUUCAGCGCCGAGACAAUUGUGGCCAAUCCACAUAGAGUGCCAUCAAAUGCCACACCCAUACUGGUCAGCGAUUUAACGCACAAUUUUCUGGGCGAAGACGGACCCACCGGUGUGAUCACAAUGCACACGUUCCGCACACCCAAAGAGGCCACUCAGGUGAAUCUGAAGGAGACGCUCGCCUACGGUUCGGUGAGCAUCUGGAAUGAGAAGACGGCGAGUGCAUACGAGAUGUGUCAAUUGCUCAAGAACAAUAUAUUCAUGAUCAAUUGCUAUAAUGUCGAUCUGGGACCAAUUAAAGCUGCCUUUGAUGCUGGCCAAAACGAUGCGAGAAUCGUUAAGGGCUAUCAUUAUGAGUCGGUGAUCUGCGGCCAGAUGCGCAAGAUUAUUGUCUUUGCCGUCGGCACCAUUUUUGCCAACUGAUGCAUUUAACUCGGAGAGAUUAUCUAUAUGUAUAUAUUUAUAUAUAUAUCUACAUAUGAACACAAUCCGUUUUCUCUUCUAUUUGUUUGAAAAUGGUCUUUUUAUUUUGUUUUUCAAUAUAUGUUGUACUACGCUACGCCUAACGA
This is a messenger RNA of Drosophila grimshawi, 1112 nucleotides long. RefSeq lists its product as uncharacterized. The transcript is spliced from 2 exons. The record is from RefSeq and is a predicted model, not a curated record. NCBI's taxonomy places the organism in Eukaryota, Metazoa, Arthropoda, Insecta, Diptera, Drosophilidae. Gene Ontology annotation, molecular function: oxidoreductase activity, acting on the aldehyde or oxo group of donors, NAD or NADP as acceptor. Bases 142 to 966 code for a protein of 274 amino acids.